CACUUAACUGGAGAUAUUUCCGAUUAGCCUAACUCGCUCUUCAUGUGAGGAUGUGAAAACACAUAAAAGCAUAAUUUCCUUUUCCCUUUUGCAUUGGCUCAUUGACUUGGUAUCGAUCAUACUAUUUUCUGGUGAUCCAGUUCGUAGAGCAAUUGAGUAUUUCUGUCCUUACAUUCCUCUUAGUCUUAGCUGCUCGAUCAUCUCCGUCCAAGUGCUAUCGAUUAAUGGCUUCUUCUUCCUUCUUCCUUCUUCUUCUUCUUCUUCCUCUUCCUCUUCUUCUUCUUCUUCUUCUUCUUCUUUUCAGAGGGGAAGACACUCGCAGGGGCUUUGUCAGCCAUCUCUACAAAGCUCUGCGUCAGAAACCAAUCAACUCUUCUUCUUCUUCUUCUUCUUCUUCUGGCCUUCGUUGGAAAUACGAUGUGUUCAUCAAUUUCAGAGGGGAAGACACUCGCAGGGGCUUCGUCAGCCAUCUUUACCGAGCUCUGCGUCAGAAACCAAUCAACACCUUCAUUGAUUCCGAAAAGCUCAGAAAAGGCGACCGCAUUUCCGAGCUCCUGACAGCGAUUCAAGAGUCAAGGAUUUCGAUUGUAGUUUUCUCUCAAAACUAUGCUUCCUCCACUUGGUGCUUGAAAGAACUCGUGCAAAUCUUGGAAUGCAACGAUACCAAGAACCAGAUUGUGCUCCCCAUUUUCUACCAAGUUAAUCCAUCUGAUGUUCGUAAACUCAAGGGAAGUUUCGCCGAAGCUUUUAAUCAGCGUGAAGGCCAUUCUAACGCCGACGUGGAAGAGGUGCGAAGCUGGAGGUCCGCCCUUACUCGAGCCACCAAUUUAUCUGGCUGGGAUUCGCAAAACUAUGAGGAUGAUGCAAAGCUUAUUGAGGAAAUUGUGGAAGAUGUUUAUAGGAAAUUGAUCCACAUCUCAUCAACAUCUAGCAAAGCUAAAGGUUUGAUUGGAAUAGAUUCGCACAUGCAUGAAAUGCAUUUAUUACUAUAUCCUCCUGGAGUUGAAACGGAUGAUGUUCGCGUUGUUGGAAUAUGGGGUAUGGGUGGUUUAGGCAAAACAACCAUCGCUAGAGCUGUCCGUGAUGAAAUCGCUGGUCAAUUUGAAACUUGUUGCUUUCUUGAAAAUGUCAAGGAGGGUUUCGUGAAGCAUGGCCAACUACAUAUGCAGACACAACUUCUCUCGAGUAUCUCAAACAACAAGGUGGGGAGUUCCGAUAUUUUGGAUAAAGGUUUCCAGAUGAUGUUAAAUAGCCUAAGUCAGAGAAAGGUCCUUAUUGUUAUUGAUGAUGUGGACAAAUUAGAACAAAUUGAAGCUUUACUUGGAGAGCAACAUUCUUCCUUUGGUGGUGGAAGUAGAAUUAUUAUAACAACUAGAGAUUUGCAAUUACUAAGCAUAACUGAUGCGAUAUAUAAGCCCAAGAUUUUUAGUGAUCCCGGAGCUCUAGAACUCUUUAGGCGGUACGCCUUCAGAACAAACGAACCCACUAGAGAUUAUGAUGAUCUCACGAGUCGUGCCGUAAAAUAUGCUCAAGGUCUACCUCUAGCACUCAAGGUCUUGGGAGCUUUUCUUGAUAACAAAACUGUACGUGAGUGGAAAGAUGUCUUAGAAAAAUUAAAGGAAGUCCCGCAAAGGGGGAUUAAUGAUGUGCUUAGAGCAAGCUUUGAUGGACUAGAUCAUAAAGAGAAGAACAUCUUUCUAGAUAUUGCAUGUUUUUUAAAAGGAAUGAAAGAAGAAUAUGCAACUGAAAUCCUGGAUAGUUGUGGUUUCUAUCCUCAUACUGGAAUAAGAGUUCUAAUCGAUCGAGCUCUCAUAACUGUCUCAGUGAAUGGGAAACUGGAGAUGCAUGAUUUACUAGAGGAAAUGGGUCGGGAAAUAGUUCGCCAACAAUCUAUCGAAGAGCCUGGGGGACGAAGUAGAUUGUGGAAUUAUGAAGAUGUUCAUCAUAUGCUAACUCAAAAAACGGCUACAAAAGCAGUUGAAAGCAUAAUCCUGGAUUUGUCGUGCUCAUAUUGGGUAUGCUUAAAUGCUGAAGCUUUUGUUAGUAUGACUCAACUAAGACUUCUCAAGAUCAGUCAUAAGGAUUCCAUUUUUAAACAUGAUUACUGCAAACAACACCUGAUUGGGAACUUCAAGUUACUUGAGUUGAGGCAUCUCUCAUGGCUUAAUUGCCCUCUUAAGUCUUUGGCAUCCAACUUUCAAUUCAAAAAUCUUGUUGACCUUGAUAUGCAAUAUAGUCUCAUUGACCGACUUUGGGAAGGAACCCAGACGCUGGAAAAGGUGAAAUUCAUCAAUUUAAGUUAUUGCAAAUACCUUAAGGAGACCCCAGACUUCACAAAGGUACCAAAUCUUGAGAGGCUAAUCCUUCAAAGUUGUAUAAGUUUAGUUGAGGUUCACCCAUCUAUUUCGACUCUUACAAACCUUGUUUUAUUGAAUUUGAAUGGGUGCAAAAAACUUAAGAUUCUAGCCAGCAGCAUUCGUAUGCGCUCUCUUAAAACCCUUGAUCUUUAUGGUUGCUCAAACCUUGACAAGUUUCCUGAGAUUUUAGAAGUUAUGGAGGAAGUAUUAGAACUUAAUUUAUCUGGUUCAAAAAUUAAAGAAUUGCCCUCAUCAAUUAAUAAUCUCACGGGGUUGGAGUAUUUGUACCUAAAAGAUUGUAAGGAACUUAAGAGUCUUCCAAGUAGCAUUCGUAUGAAAUGUCUCAAAGCCCUUGAUCUUUCUGGCUGCUUGAGUCUUGAGAUGUUUCCAGAGAUUUCAGAAGUUAUGGAGGAACUAUCAUGGCUUAGUUUUUCCGAGUCAAAAAUUAAAGAACUGCCCUUGUCAAUUAAUAAUCUCACGGGGUUGGAGUAUUUGUACAUAAAAGAUUGUGAGGAACUUAAGAGUCUUCCAAACAGCAUUCGUAUGAAAUGUCUCAAAACCCUUGAUCUUUCCGGCUGCUUGAGUCUUGAGAAGUUUCCAGAUAUUUCAGAAGUUAUGGAGGAACUAUCAUGGCUUAGUUUGUCCGAGUCAAAAAUUAAAGAACUGCCAUCUUCAAUUAAUAAUCUCACGGGGUUGGAGUAUUUGUACAUAAAAGAUUGUAAGGAACUUAAGAGUCUUCCAAGCAGCAUUCGUAUGAAAUGUCUCAAAAACCUUGAUCUUUCCGGCUGCUCGAGUCUUGAGAUGUUUUCAGAGACUUCAGAAGUUAUGGAAGAACUAUUAUGGCUUGAUUUGUCCGGGUCAAAAAUUAAAGAACUGUCAUCGUCAAUUAAUAAUCUUACGGGGUUGAUUUAUUUGGUCCUAAAAGAUUGUAAGGAACUUAAGAGUCUUCCAAGUAGUAUUCAUAUGAAAUCUCUCAAAGGCCUGUAUCUUAAUGGUUGCUCGAGUCUUGAGAUGUUUCCAGAAAUUUCAGAAGUUAAGGAGGAACUAUUAUGGCUUGAUUUGUCUGGGUCAAAAAUUAAAGAACUGCCCUCGUCAAUUAAUAAUUACACAGGAUUGAGGACAUUGGACCUGAAAGAUUGCAAGGAACUUAAGAGUCUUCCAACCAGCAUUCGUAUGAAAUCUCUCAAAAGACUUAAUCUUUCUGGCUGCUCGAGUCUUGAGAUGGUUCCAGAGAUUUCAGAAUUGAAGGAACUAUCACAGCUUAAUUUGUCCGGGUCAAAAAUUAAAGAACUACCAUCGUCAAUUAAUAAUAGCACGAGAUUGGAGAAAUUGGACCUGAAAGAUUGCAAGGAACUUAAGAGUCUUCCAACCAGCAUUCGUAUGAAAUCUCUUGAAAAACUUAAUCUUUCUAGCUGCUCGAGUCUUGAGAUGUUUUCAGAGAUUUUAGAAGUGAUGGAGGAACUUUCAUGGCUUGAUUUGUCCGGAUCAAAAAUUAAAGAACUGCCAUCGUCAAUUAAUAAUCUCACGGAGUUGGAGUAUUUGGGCCUUAAAGAUUGCAAGGAACUUAAGAGUCUUCCAAUCAGCAUUCUUAUGCAAUCUCUCAAAAAACUUGAUCUUUCUGGCUGCUCGAGUCUUGAGAUGUUUCCAGAGAUUUCAGAAGUGAUGAAGGAACUUUCAUGGCUUGAUUUGUCCAGAUCAAAAUUUAAAGAACUGCCAUCGUCAAUUAAUAAUCUCACGAAGUUGGAGUAUUUGGGCCUUAAAGAUUGCAAGGAACUUAAGAGUCUUCCAAUCAUCAUUCGUAUGCAAUCUCUCAAAAAACUUAAUCUUUCUGGCUGCUCGAGUCUUGAGAUGUUUCCAGAGAUUUCAGAAGUGAUGGAGGAACUUUCAUGGCUUAAUUUGUCCGGAUCAAAAAUUAAAGAACUGCCAUCGUCAAUUAAUAAUCUCACGGAGUUGGAGUAUUUGAGCCUUAAAGAUUGCAAGGAACUUAAGAGUCUUCCAACCAGCGUUCAUAUGCAAUCUCUCAAAAAACUUAAUCUUUCUGGCUGCUCGAGUCUUGAGAUGUUUCCAGAGAUUUCAGAAGUUAAGAAUGAACUAUCAUGGCUUAAUUUGUCCGGAUCAAAAAUUAAAGAACUGCCAUCGUCAAUUAAUAAUCUCACAGAGUUGGAGUAUUUGGGCCUUGAAGAUUGCAAGGAACUUAUAAAUCUGCCAAGCAGCAUUUGUCAACUUGAAUCCCUAUACUCUCUCUCUCUUUCUGGUUGCACAAAAUUUGAGGUGUUUCCAAGCAUUGAAGAAGAUAUGGAAGGAUUAACGGUGCUUCACUUGGAUGGAACAUCUAUCAAAGAGCUUUCCCCAUCAAUUGAACGGCUUCAGGGGCUUGAAUACUUAAAUCUGAGAAACUGCAAAAGCCUUGUACAUCUUCCUGACACUCUCUGUAAUUUGGCACACCUUGACGCUCUCAAUCUAUGUGGGUGCCCAAACCUUUCUCAAUUACCCGUCAACUUUAGGAUGCUUGUUGGAUAAUGCAGUAGAAAGAAAUUGAUAGUGGGGCAUCCGUUACAGAGCCGUUGUGAAAGUUUGACGCGUGGACAACACUCACAAAAUCGGCACACAGAGCUCGACCCAAACCCCCCAAUUUCCAGGUAAUAAACACAUGGAUACGAAGCUCUGUUUUGAAGCAAUCAGUCGGUCACUACGCCACAUGCGGCUGCCUUCAAUUGCUUAUUGUGAUUAUGUCGCGAGGGAGAGAAACUGUGAAGAUAUUGCUAUCUAUGUCAAUUCCCGUUGCUCCUCCAAUUUGGAUGAAAGCUCCUGAUGCAACAGCCUCAGCAAGCGAUCACUGCUAUAAUGUAGGAGAUCUGUCUUCUUCGUCAACAAAGUUGGCCUCUUGAACAACCCCAGGUUUCAGUUACUUCUUCGACUAAGCAAUUCAAAGCUGGAGAGAGCCUGUGUCGGAAGAAGCUUAAAGUUGUUGAAGUUGUGAAGUUCAGGGAUGUUAUCAGUAAUGAAUUUCACUUCCAGAUGUAUUGUGAUGAUCUUCCAGUCUGCGGGUACAUCGGGAAAGUUGAAGAUGAGAGUUGGGAAAAGGGACCAAGUAUUAUCUGUUCACAUAUUUGCUUUUUGAUGUUCUUUACAAUGGAAAAGAAAUACAUGCUUUUUGUGAUCCAAAUCAUGUUAUCGAUAUAACAGAAAUUGAUAUUGAUGUUGAGUUCACUUAUUCGGUUAACUGGAAGGCCACCUCAACUCAGUUCCAGAUCAGGAUGGUCAAGUACUCAAAGGCUUCAUUACUGCCAGUCUGCCAGAAAAGUCAUUGGUUCUCAUUCAUUAAUUCUAUUUCAUCAUUUUGCUUUUGAUGGGAUUGCUUGCUUUGCUCAUAGUGCGACGCCUCAAGAAUGAUAUGGAAAAGUUCUCAAACAGUGACGAAGAAGAAGACAAGGAGGUUGGCUGGAAAUACAUUCAUGGUGGUGUUUUCAGAGAUCCCCCAAACAUGUCACUGUUUUGUGCUGUCUUGGGCGUGGGUACCCAACUGCUUGCCUUGCUGUUUAUCUUAUUUUUGCUACCAUUUUUUGGUGUCCUAUAUCCGUAUAAUCGUGGAGCUUUGUUCACUUCUCUCGUCUUUAUAUGUACUACUUCAAUCAUCGGUGGGUACACUGCUGCUGCUUUCCACAAUCAAUUUUCAGUGACAGGAUGGGUAAUUUUCUUCGUCAUAUGGUUCUAGGAUUAGUCUUUCUAUCAGAGAGCUUUCCCCCUCGAUUGAACGACUUCAGGGGCUUUAGUAUUUAAAUCUGAGAAACUGCAAAAGCCUUGUACAUCUUCCCAACACUCUGUAAUUUGGAACACCUUGUAGCUCUCAAUCUCUGUGGGUGCACAAAUCUUUCUCAAUUACCUGUCAACUUUGAGGAUUUAGUACGCUUGUGGGAUAAUGCAGUGGAUUUUGAUAAUGGGCAUACUGGCUUUUUCACCCGUGUAGUAUGCUCCUAAACAUCAUCGGCAUCCACUACAGAGAUCCGUAGUGAAGGUUUGACACGUGUACAACACUCCCAAACAUCAUUGGCAUCCACAACGGCUACACGCCAUAUCAGAGCUCCGUUUUGCCUGGGUCCCUCUCUGCCCCAACCCCCCAAUUUCUAGGUAAUCAAAAUUCAAACCCAAUUUUUGAUCCGGAAUUAAAUUUCAAUAUCUGGGAAAUUUUAUUAUCUGAAAAAGAAAUAAUUUUCGGGGGUUUUGGGUACACUCUGCUGAUAAACACAUGGAUACGAAGCUUGGUUUUGAUGUAAUCAAUCGGUCACUACGCCACGUGCAGCGGCUUUGGUGGAAUUGGCAUGGUCAGACGGCUAGGGUAGAAACUGUGCUUGUGCACAAGCUGUGAAGAUACUGCUAUGUCAAUUCCUGUUGCUAACUUGCUAAUGCCACCGGUGCUCCUCCAAUUUGGGUGAAAGGAACUUCGGAUUGCAGCGUUGUUGCCUGGAAGAUAAUGAUUUGUGACAGUGGUAUUAGGCCCAGAGUGCAGGAGGGACAGAUGGUGAAAGAUGCAGGAGCCAUUGUUUCGCAGUUCAAAGGUGCUUAUGUGAAAGUCGAGCCUCAGACGUUUAACUUCACCAGAGCAAACCAAAAACUAUCUUAUAAGAUCACCUUACCAUGAAAUCCCGGCAGGCGGUUCCGGAAUUCGGAGGGCUGGUGUGGAAGGAUGGAGUGCAAAGGUCCUUGCAGUACAUGAGGCUAGUCAAUCAUUGCUUACAUGGUACUUUCUGCGAUCAAUCCCAUGCAUGCUAAUGGCUGCUGCUGCUGCUGCUUCUUCGUCUUCAUACGACAGUCAUUGGAAAUACGAUGUGUUCCUGAAUUUUAGAGGACUCGAGGCUGCUGCUUCUUCGUCAGCCAUCUCAACAAAGGUCUGGAUCAGAAAGCAGUCAACACCUUCAUCGAAGCCGAAGAGCUUCAAAAGGCAACGACCUUUCGAAGCUCCUGGCAGCUAUUAGCGGCUCAGGCUUUCGAUCCUAGUUUUUUUUUUCGAAAACUAUGCUUCUUCGACGUGGUGCUUGAAAGAACUUGCCCAGAUAAUGGAAUGCGUGGAUGCACACAAGCAGAUAGUGGUUCCUGUUUUAUACGGCGUCGAUCCAUCCGAUAUUCGAAAACAGGAAGUUUUGCAGAAGCUUUUGCCUAAACAUAAACGUCAUUCUAACGCUGGCGUGAAGGAGGUGCAGGGCUGGAGGUCCGCUACCAUUUAUCCGGUUGGGAUUCGCAAAAUUAUAAGGAUGAUGCCAAUUUGAAGCUUUGACUCUUUUAUGAUGAAAUCGCUUGUCAAUUUGAAGCUUGCUGCUUUCCCAAAAAUGUCAACGAAGGCUUCUCGGAUAAUGGUGCUGUACAUCGCUUCAGAUAACCACUCCUCUGCUAGGCAGCGUUUGGAAUGGCCGAGAGCGGACCUUUUUGGGAGCGACGACCCCAACAGUUUGGAAGAUAUCUUGAGAAAAGGUUUUAGCACCGGUGAAUGCAUGCAGGAACUGCUUAACGUAAAAUGCGGAGUUUUCAUUGUUCUUGAUGAUGUUGAAAAAUUAUCCCAAAUUGAAGGCUUACUUGGAAAGCAGCAUUCAAUUUGGGUGAAAGGGAAGGUGUAUGAGAUUGGAUCAUCUGGAAUUAGCAGUCUAUAAAGGCACAACAAGAGGAGGAAUAAAUAAGAGCCUCAAUGAUUUCAUCUCCCUCUUCGGAAGGAUGUCCCUUGUACCAACUAAUGCUAAAGCUGCAGAGUAGACACUAGAAUCAAAUGGUUCUGGUAGUUUCAGAAACUGUGAAAAUAUCCGUCAUUUCUCACUGCUAAUGCCACCGGUGCUCCUCCAAUUUGGGUGAAAGAGUGCAGGAGGGACAGGUGGUGAAAGAUGCAGGAGCCAUUGGUAUGAUUUUGGCAAACACAGCUGCAAAUGGAGAACAAACAUUUCUGUUUUGACACUUCAUACAGCUGUCACUAAUAUCGGCCCUGCAGUUUCGAAUUACCACACCAUAGUUUCGCCGUUCAAAAGUGCUUAUGUGAAAGUCGAGCCUUGGACGCUAAACUGCACCAGAGCAAAUAAAAAACUCUCUUAUAAGAUCACCUUCAUUACGAAAUUCCGGCAAGCGGUUUCGGAAUUCGGAGGGUUGGUGUGGAAGGAUGGAGCGCACAGGGCGAGAAGUCCUACUCUGGUUGUUUGCUAAAGUGAAUCAUUCAUUAACUCUUGGGUUCCAGAAAUUGGAAAGAAGGGAAUUGAAGUAGUACAAAGACCCUUGACCCUCCCUAUCACAAAAACUUUUAGUAUUGUGGUGAUCAUAUUUCAGAGCUUUUGUUCACUGAUGCUUCCUUGAAAAAGACGAUGGUGACCUCCAUUGUUACCUUACUGAAAGCUUCAUCAUAUGCUCUGUGAUACCGUUGGAUUGGUCUUGUUGAUACUUACUGUUAGAUUUCUUGGAUUCUUUGGUUUUCCAUGUUCGUGUGCUCAUGCUCUCUUUCACUUAAUCAGGAUGGAAAUUGAAGCGGAUCACAUUGGGCUUCUGUUGGUUGCUUCUGCUGGAUAUGAUCCCAGAGUGUGUCCGAGAAGUUGAGCAAGGUUACUGGUGGUGACUCUGCACUCAGAGACCAUCUUUCAACCCAUCCAUCAGGGAAUAAGAGCUGAAUUGCUGGCUUAAGCUAAGAUCAUGGAAGAAGCACUCGCAAUACACCGGAUGUAAGAGCAGGACGCGGGUUGAAGACUUUCUUUAGAACAGUCAGUAAUCACCAUGCAACUACUGACAUAGUUCAAUUUUUUUUUUUUUUUUUUUUCUUCUGAAUAUGAUUCCUGUACUUGUAUGUAACUCUUGCAGGAGAAGAAAAAGAAUAUGCAACUUACAUAUGAUUCCGUUGGAUAUAUGUAACUCAUAUAUGAUCUUUAAAUAUAUAUUACUCAUUUAUGAUCUUUAAAUAUAUGAAUAAUUUUUAAAUAUGUGAUCUUUAAUUA
Pyrus x bretschneideri (Chinese white pear) is the source of this 9313-nucleotide messenger RNA. Its product is annotated as disease resistance protein RUN1-like. Gene Ontology annotation, biological process: defense response; signal transduction. Bases 225 to 4877 code for a protein of 1550 amino acids. Gene Ontology annotation, molecular function: ADP binding. The record is from RefSeq and is a predicted model, not a curated record. The transcript has 17 exons. Lineage: Eukaryota; Viridiplantae; Streptophyta; Magnoliopsida; Rosales; Rosaceae.